Messenger RNA from Lolium rigidum, 812 nucleotides. Its product is annotated as nucleoside diphosphate kinase 1. Gene Ontology annotation, biological process: CTP biosynthetic process; GTP biosynthetic process; UTP biosynthetic process. Bases 117 to 566 code for a protein of 149 amino acids. Gene Ontology annotation, molecular function: nucleoside diphosphate kinase activity. The record is from RefSeq and is a predicted model, not a curated record. Lineage: Eukaryota; Viridiplantae; Streptophyta; Magnoliopsida; Poales; Poaceae. The transcript has 4 exons.
AUAAAAAACAGGGGAGCGCCCCCGCGUCUCUUUCACAUACCCAUCUCCUCUCCUUCCUCAUCCCACAGUCGAUCGCCUCCGCCCUUCCCAGGACUCUCUCCCCAAUUCGCGUCGCCAUGGAGCAGACUUUCAUCAUGAUCAAGCCGGACGGCGUCCAGAGAGGCCUGAUCGGAGAUAUCAUCAGCCGAUUUGAGAAGAAAGGGUUCUACUUGAAGGCAAUGAAGUUUAUGAAUGUGGAGAGAUCAUUUGCGCAGCAGCACUACGCUGACCUGUCCAGCAUGCCCUUCUUUCCUAAGUUGGUGGAGUACAUCAUUUCCGGCCCUGUUGUUGCCAUGGUUUGGGAGGGGAAGGAUGUUGUCUUGACUGGCCGCAGGAUCAUUGGGGCAACCAGGCCUUGGGAGGCAGCUCCUGGCACCAUCCGUGGGGACUAUGCCGUAGAAGUUGGCAGGAAUGUCAUUCAUGGAAGUGAUUCUGUGGAGAACGGACAGAAGGAGAUCGCUCUCUGGUUCCCUGGAGGCUUAGCGGAAUGGAGGAGCAACCUUCACCCUUGGAUCUACGAGAACUGAGCUUCAACGGGCAUGAUCACCUGCCUCUUGAUGACGUCUGGUUGUUUCUUCAGAAUUUGAGAUUGUCCCAGAGCUGUUAGCUAGCUCUGGCUAUCGAGUCAAUAAUCAUAAUCGUGAUGUGUGAUGCUGAUACAUCCCAGUUGAAUGUGCUGCCUGAACCUGUAAGGCAUUUUAGUUGCUGCCUGGUUUGAUGUAUUGUUAUUGUAGAGCGACUUGUCCGUAAUCUAAAAUAAGCACUUUUCAAAA